This is a messenger RNA of Echinostoma caproni, 1404 nucleotides long. Lineage: Eukaryota; Metazoa; Platyhelminthes; Trematoda; Plagiorchiida; Echinostomatidae. The record is from the annotation of a GenBank genome assembly.
AUGCCAUCCAGGAUGGAAUAUGCAAAUGUCGAUCAGGAUUCCACAGAUUCAAAAACCAAAAAUGCCGCAAUGCGGAAACUCACCGGAACCGGAAAUGCCCUGCGAGGAUGUUUCGGUGAUCGACGAAUGAUUUUGGCAAUUGUGUUUAUCGCACUCUUUCUGGAUAAUAUGUUGUUGACUAUUGUGGAUCUAAUGCAAAUCGGGGCUCUUGUUGUGUUCAACCCACCAGUUCCAAUUAUUCCUCAUUUCUUAAUGGAACAACGAACGAAGAACAGCAGUCACAUUCUUCAAGAGAUCACAAAUAGCUUGAAUGAAUCCUGCGCGGAGUUUCUGGUAUUGCGCAAUCCGUCCGAUAUGCUUCAAUCCAGCCCACGUAUUUGGGCCUCACGUGGUCACAGUCCUCAUGAACACUUGAGCUUACUCAUACACAGAGUUUUCGAAGGCCAAUCGAGAGGACUACCGAAUGAAACGGAUGCGGUGGAAGCAUUUUCUAAAUACCUGUUGUCAACCGGAUCUCAGAAUGCUUCUCAAGUAUCCGCGCAAUAUUUGAAUCGACUGCGCGCGUGUCGAGAGAACGCAACACAACGCAUGCGAGAGCUGCGCCAGUCCACAGUCGGAGAUGAACAUAUUCAGAUUGGACUAAUGUUCGCCUCAAAGUCGGUGGUACAGCUUUUGAUCAACCCGCUUGUUGGUCCGUUAACGAAUCGCAUUGGCUACAGCAUCCCCAUGUUUACUGGCUUCAUGAUUAUGUUCGUUUCCACCGUUGUGUUUGCGUUUGGGACCAAUUUUGGUGUACUGUUCUUCGCACGCGCUCUUCAGGGCACCGGUUCCGCCUGUUCAAGUGUUUCAGGGGAUAAAUAUCCAUUGCACAAUUGCUUUUCAGGUAUGGGAAUGUUAGCUACUGUUUACACGGAUGACAAAGAACGAAGCCGGGCGUUCAGCUGGGCGCUCAGUGGACUGGCAAUGGGUGUGCUUGUUGGACCGCCGUUUGGAGGCAUCUGCUACCAGUUUAUCAACAAACAGGCGCCGUUUUUGAUUCUUGCUUCACUGGCUUUGUUUGAUGGAUUGUUGCAGCUAAUUGCAUUGAAACCAGCAGUUCGUCCAGAGGAAGAAAGAGGAAGCUCGUUGGUUAAACUACUGAGAGACCCGUACAUACUAAUUGCUGCAGGAUCUAUUACUUUCGGGAAUAUGGGUAUCGCCAUGCUGGAACCUUCUAUGCCCUUGUGGAUGUGGACCAAGAUGCGUGCUGAGGGUUGGCAACAGGGCAUGGCGUUUUUACCUUGCAGCAUCUCUUAUCUCAUUGGAACAAAUAUUUUUGGUCCAUUGGCUCACAGAAUUGGUUGCGGCCUGAGUGCAGGAUUGGGUAUGCUCGUUUGUGGCAUCUGUCUCGUGGCGGUAAGUUAA